Micromonas pusilla CCMP1545 is the source of this 2090-nucleotide messenger RNA. RefSeq names its product g2-like myb-transcription factor with a n-terminal response regulator receiver domain. NCBI's taxonomy places the organism in Eukaryota, Viridiplantae, Chlorophyta, Mamiellophyceae, Mamiellales, Mamiellaceae. Gene Ontology annotation, biological process: phosphorelay signal transduction system; cytokinin-activated signaling pathway. The coding region runs from base 220 to 1854 and encodes 544 amino acids. The transcript is spliced from 3 exons. The record is from RefSeq and is a predicted model, not a curated record. Gene Ontology annotation, molecular function: DNA binding.
CGAGGAGCGCGACGGAGGAGAGGAGCGAGGAGGGCACGGCGUGAUCGAACGAGUGCGCUGAACGAAAGUUUCGACGGUCGCGAGCUCUCGCGCGCGAGGCACGACGCGCGGCGCGCGGAGCGAGAGUUGCCGCUUUCACUUCGUCGCGCGCGGCGGUGACGAAUCUUUUUUUCGAGCGUCACCCACAAGCCCUACGGCCCGGAUCGAGCGCGGGAGGCGAUGACGGCGGAGAAGAAGGAGCUCAAAGUGUUCCCCGCUGGCCUUCGCGUGCUCGUCGUGGACGAUGAUCCGCUCUGCUUGCGAAUCGUCGAGAAGAUGCUGAAGCGGUGCCAGUACGAAGUCACGACGUUCUCGCGCGGCGCGGAGGCUCUCGAGACCCUGCGCGCGCGCAGGGACGACUUCGACAUCGUCCUCAGCGACGUGCACAUGCCGGACAUGGACGGAUUCAAACUCCUGGAGCACAUCGCGCUCGAGCUCGACGUCCCCGUCAUGAUGAUGUCCGCGAACUGCGCGACGGACGUCGUCCUCCGCGGGAUCAUUCACGGCGCGGUGGACUACCUCUUGAAACCCGUUCGCCUCGAGGAGCUCCGUAACAUCUGGCAGCACGUCGUCCGGCGGCAGCGCGAGCCGAGCAAAGACGGGGCGGCGGGCAAAGGCGGCGGCGCGUCGGGCGCGCCGGAGGUGAGCGGCGACACGCACGCCAACACGGACGAUAAGCAGGACGGUAACGCGACCGAUAGCAAAGGGAGCGGGUCGCAGAAGAGGAAGAGCGGCAAGAGCGGCGACGACGGAGGAAAGGACGGCGGCGGGUCGGGCGGGAAGGACGGCGACGCGAGCAAUAAGGGGAACAAUAACAAACGGAAAAAAGGAAAAUCAAACGACGCGACCGAGACAGCCGGCGGCGCGGGCGUGGAGGACAACGACGACACGUCCGGCCUGAAGAAACCGAGGGUGGUGUGGUCGCCCGAGUUGCAUCAGCAGUUCGUCACCGCGGUGAAUCAGCUCGGGAUCGACAAGGCGGUGCCGAAGAGGAUCCUCGACCUCAUGGGCGUGCAGGGGCUCACGAGAGAGAACGUCGCGUCGCACCUGCAGAAGUACCGCCUCUACUUGAAGCGUUUACAGGGCGUGAACAACAACGGCACGGUGCCGUCCGGCGCCGCCGGGUUCAUGACGGGCUUGGCCAUCGACGGCGUCGGCGGCGUCAUGGGCCCGCCGACGACGGGCUCGCCGGCGAUGAACGGCCCCGGCGGCCCCGGCGGCGGGCUCGUCAUGGGACCCGGCCACAUGGGCGGCCCUCACAUGGACGGCUCCGGGAUGAUGCACAUGGGACCCGGCGGGCCCAUGGCGGGGAUGACCGUCGUGUACGGCGGCGGGAUGCCCGGCGGGAUGCCCGGCGGCGCCGACAGCAAAAACGGCGCGUCGGGCCAGCCGCCGCCGGGGGGGUACGUCGUGAUGGGAGGCCCCCACGGCGGGGGCCCGGGCGGGGCGCCGAUGAUGAUGCAGCACGGCGGGAUGGUUCCAGGUCCGGGGCCCGGGCUCGUUCCAGGUCCGGGGGGGUCGCUGAUGAUGCCCGCGGGGAUGAUGCCGGACGGCGGAGGGGGCAUGGUCGGCGUGCACGUGGGACCCGGCGUGGUGAUGGGGCAGCACCAACUCGGAGGGAAGCAUUCGAGUGGCGGCGCUGGGAUGGCGGGCGGAAGCGCGGCGGGCAAGGGCGCGCAGCGCGGCGGCGUCGGAGGCGCGUUCGACGUGCCGCCGACGAACGGGAGCCUCGACGCGGACGAGAUUGGGGACGACGUCCUGACGAUGUUCCUGAAGGACGGGUUGCCGGAGAUGAACGACGGCGACGCGCUGUGACGGGCGACGGGGGCGAUUUUGAUUAUUCGCGCGGACGGCGAUCGAUUCCCCGUUCCGAGUCGCGUUCCGAAUCGCGCCCGCGCGACUCGACGACGGACGACGAACAUAUUUUUUUCCCGGCGCGCGCGUUGAGAGCUCGACGCGCGACCUGGGAGCACUAGGACGAGACCUGGGAGCACUAGGACGAGACAUAGAGACAAGACACUUAAGUACAAGACACUACGAAGGUAAAAUAC